AUGAUACAAUCACAUGAUGAACUCAAUGAAGGUUUCAUGACAACUAACCAAGAUUAUGGUUCUUUUUAUUUUGGUCGAUUGCAACAUAAUCAGAUAAAUCGAGAUGAAAUCGCAUAUGAGUUAUCUAUAAAUAAUCAAGUUCGACAUGAACGUCGUCAGUUACCAUCUAUUGCUUACGAUAUUAGGUUUGAUUCUAAAAUCUCUGCUGAUGAAUUGGCAGAAAAUAUGAUAGCAAUUACAGUACCGCAUGAAUAUCUAGGUAUGCCUUCUAUAGAUCCUAAUCAACCAUAUCCCGGUACUGAAAUCGAAUGUGCGAAAACACCACACCUACAACGUCUUCUCGAACAUUUUCAAAAAGCUAAAGAAAUGGUUGCCGAUAGUAAACAACAAUUUGAUUCAAAAGCAAUUAGUUCUCAACCUAUGCAAGGCGUUAAAUAUAUUUAUAAUCCUUUCGUCAACGCUAUGCCAUUUCGUCGAUUAUAA
Messenger RNA from Rotaria sp. Silwood2, 483 nucleotides. The record is from the annotation of a GenBank genome assembly. Lineage: Eukaryota; Metazoa; Rotifera; Eurotatoria; Philodinida; Philodinidae.